Molecule: messenger RNA, 852 nt
Organism: Rosa chinensis
Lineage: Eukaryota; Viridiplantae; Streptophyta; Magnoliopsida; Rosales; Rosaceae
Exons: 1
Coding region: 1-852 (283 amino acids)
Molecular function (GO): zinc ion binding
Source: RefSeq, a predicted model, not a curated record
AUGGCUAACCUUUCUGACAAAUUUCCAGCUGGUUCUUACCUUAAGGAUCGGAUUCCUUACUUGUUUAUGUGUUGUGCUUAUUCUCGCACAACGGAGAUGUAUGAGUUCAAUAUGGAAAUCUUGAGGAGUGAAGGUGGUGACAUAGUUGCUCAAUUUCUGGAGGAUCUUCCGAAGGAGAACUGGUGUAUGGCGUACUUUAACGACGAAAGAUUUGGUGAAAUGACAAAUAACUUGGCUGAGUCUUUCAAUAAUUGGGUGUUGCCUUUGAAGAGUCUUCCUAUUCUUGAUAUUAAUGAUGGGAUUAGAGUGAAGUCCAUGGCUUCAAUUGCUGCUCGGAAGCAAGAUGCUCAAGAAUGGUUCUCUGAGUUGUGCCCGGUGAUUGAAAAGAAGCUGAAGGAGAAUUUGGAAGUCGGAAGGCAUUGGAGAGUGAGCAGGUCUGAUACCUAUGUGUAUGAAGUUCAUUGCCAGAAGUACAAUAGCAUGGUAAAUUUGGAAACUCACUUUUGUUCGUGUGGAGAAUGGCAACUGUAUGGCUUCCCAUGUUCCCAUGCCCUUGUAGUGAUCCAACAACAUGGUUCUUCCCCGUAUUUGUAUGUCAAUGAGCUGUACAAGGUGGAGAAAUAUCGAGAAACUUAUUCUUUCCCAAUUAAUCCUCUUCCCUCUAUUUCGAAGCAAGUGCAUGAUUUUGGUAGAGAUGCGGUGAUAUUGCAGCCUCCUUUGACUAGAAGACCACCGGGAAGGCCUAGAAAGAAGAGGUUCAGAAAAAGGAGCGAACAAACCAGGGUGAUCAAGUGUGGUAGGUGCGGAAAAUGUGAUGGUCACAACAGAAAGAGUUGUACAGCUCCGAUAUAG